UGAUAUUGAGUGAACUUUGUGGUCCAGAUUCACACACAAAUUGCAGCAUUGGUUUUAACAGAAAAGAAAGAAGAAUGAAAAUAAAAAAGUUUGGAUAUGGAAAAGGAAACAUAUGGAAUGGAGAGGGUAGAGAGAAGGUUGGGAGCAGCAUAUUAUUGUUGUAUGGAAGUAGAAGCUAAAUAUAGAGAUGAAAGCUUCAGAAACCUACCCCUCACCAAAAACAGAAACACUGCUUCUUCCCAAUUUCAUCUUCUCCAAUGGAUCCCCCUCCUUAUAACUUCCUAACAAAACGCUUCCCCAUGGUUUGUUCUUCGAGAAUUUUCAUUUUGCAUUUAAGUUUUUGACACUUUCCCCUCAAAUUUCCAUCUCUGCAACACCAAAUUUUUUCUCCUCUCUCUUUCUCUUGUUCUUUCUCUCAUGGCAGAUCAUACACGUUCACACGUAACAACGGAUUUGUAUAAGAUCCUUUCAAUCCCAAUCAAAGAUAUCUGCAAGGGAUUCAAGAAAUGGAAUCCUUCUGAGAAGAGCCCUAGAAUUAAAACUAUUGAAGGAGGAGGAGACAGAGACUUUACGCCUUCCGUCAGAGAACCUGACAAGUCGCGUCGCGGUGGUGAGCGGCACAUAAUCAGCGCUCCGACCACGCCGUUAGGUUCCAGCAACCAUAAGGGCGUGGACGAGAGCUUCUUCGCGAACAUGACGAAUACAUUCUCCAGAAACCAGAGUCGGAGAAGUAAGACGCCGACGCCAAGUCCGCGGUCGUAUUCGAGAAACGCGAGCCGGCGACGGAGCAAAACGCCGACCUCAUUAUCGACAAAUCAAAGCCGAAGGAGCAACUCAGACACCGAAUUCCUAAGACGACCGCUAUCGAGAAAUUCGAGCAGAAAAGUAGAGGCAGCAGAAUCAAACGAAACGCCGAUCUCGUUGUCGAGAGAAACGAGCAGAAGGCAUUGUUGGGAGACCAACUCCUCCGUGGAUCAUGCUCGAUCGUUGUCGAGAAAUGCGAGCAGGAGAAGCCCUAAUGCUACUCCGAUCAUAUAUUCACAGUCGACGGCACUGAAGAAGCUGCCGCCAGUAGAGAAGAAACUGGAAUGUACCUUGGAAGAGUUGUUGGAAGGAUGCGUGAAGAAGAUUAUGAUCGCGAGAGCCGCCAUUGUUAACGGGUUGAGUUAUGUAGAUGACGACAACAACAUGGAGGAUGACCUUGACAUCUAUAAGGAGGAGAUAUGA
This is a messenger RNA of Momordica charantia (bitter melon), 1227 nucleotides long. NCBI's taxonomy places the organism in Eukaryota, Viridiplantae, Streptophyta, Magnoliopsida, Cucurbitales, Cucurbitaceae. The record is from RefSeq and is a predicted model, not a curated record.